This is a messenger RNA of Grus americana (Whooping crane), 4751 nucleotides long. It is a transcript of the gene CORO1C, whose product is annotated as coronin 1C. Gene Ontology annotation, molecular function: actin filament binding. Gene Ontology annotation, biological process: actin filament organization; neural crest cell migration. The record is from RefSeq and is a predicted model, not a curated record. The coding region runs from base 153 to 2057 and encodes 634 amino acids. The transcript is spliced from 11 exons. Lineage: Eukaryota; Metazoa; Chordata; Aves; Gruiformes; Gruidae.
GCAGCAAGGCAGCUGAAAGCUUCAGGCAGGCAGUGAGCUUCGCCCACCAGCCUGACGGCGCUCCGGACCUUUGCCAGAAUGGCCAGACCAGUGAGGAGGAUCCGGCCAGGAAGCUUGAGCCAGACAAGCAGGUAGUGAAGAGCCUCGAGAGAAUGGUCUCUGCGGUUGCAAAUUAUGCUUCGGUGGCUAGAGACACUGAAAAGCUUUUGAGACAGAGCAGCAGCCAGCUCCUUGAGAUCAGGGAACAGCUCGGAGGUGAAGCAGAUGCAGGACUACUCGAUUCAAACAGCCAGAAGAAGACCCCACCGACCCCUCCCGUCAGGUCCCACAGCAAAGAGAGCCUGGCUUUGAGCAUGAACAAGACUGUGGCAAUGACGGAGGCGCUGCUGGAGCCCCGCAACGAUGCAGCGAAGCCUGCCAAGGAGCAGUGGGCAGCUGCAGGCGCGGAGCAGCUAACUGGAGGCAGGACUGCAGGAGGAGGGGGCUCGGAGGAGCUGGAGCGGAAGGGGAGGAAGAGUCAGGAGGAUGAGAAAGUCCUUAAAGUUGCCGACGCAAAGAAAACCUUUGAAAAGUCCAAGCCGGCAGAGGGGAAGGCAGCAACGCCACCGCCCAGCGCUGCCAGAAAAGACACAAUGAGGCGAGUGGUACGACAGAGCAAAUUUCGGCACGUGUUUGGCCAAGCGGUGAAAAACGAUCAGUGUUACGACGACAUCCGCGUUUCCCGUGUUACUUGGGAUAGCUCCUUUUGUGCAGUAAACCCCCGAUUUGUUGCAAUAAUUGUAGAUGCUAGCGGUGGCGGAGCGUUCCUGGUGCUGCCUUUGCACAAGACAGGCAGAAUUGACAAGUCCUACCCAACAGUGUGUGGCCACACAGGACCGGUGCUGGACAUAGACUGGUGUCCUCAUAAUGACCAGGUCAUCGCCAGUGGCUCUGAGGACUGCACCGUCAUGGUGUGGCAGAUUCCCGAGAACGGACUCACCCUGUCCCUGACAGAGCCGGUGGUAGUGUUAGAAGGCCAUUCCAAGAGAGUCGGCAUCGUGGCUUGGCAUCCGACGGCACGCAACGUGCUGCUCAGCGCAGGUUGUGAUAAUGCAAUCAUCAUCUGGAAUGUGGGAACAGGUGAAGCCCUCAUAAACUUGGAUGACAUGCAUGUGGAUAUGAUUUACAAUGUGAGCUGGAAUCGCAAUGGCAGCCUAAUCUGUACAGCUUCCAAAGACAAAAAAGUUCGAGUUAUUGACCCCAGGAAACAAGAAAUCGUUGCUGAGAAAGAGAAAACCCACGAGGGAGCCCGGCCCAUGCGAGCCAUUUUCCUCGCUGAUGGAAACAUCUUCACAACUGGCUUCAGCCGCAUGAGCGAACGGCAGCUUGCCCUUUGGAAUCCAAAAAACAUGGAGGAGCCCAUAGCCCUUCAUGAGAUGGACACCAGCAAUGGGGUCCUGCUGCCGUUCUACGAUCCAGAUACCAACAUUAUUUACUUGUGUGGCAAGGGUGACAGCAGCAUUCGCUACUUUGAGAUCACGGACGAAUCCCCCUACGUUCACUACCUCAACACCUUCAGCAGCAAAGAGCCGCAGAGGGGCAUGGGGUUCAUGCCAAAGAGGGGCCUUGAUGUGAACAAGUGUGAGAUUGCCAGGUUCUUCAAGCUUCACGAGAGGAAAUGUGAGCCCAUCAUCAUGACAGUUCCUCGAAAGUCGGACCUCUUCCAGGACGACCUGUACCCUGAUACAGCUGGCCCAGAAGCAGCUCUGGAAGCCGAGGAGUGGUUUGAGGGGAAGAAUGCCGAUCCCCUCCUCAUCUCCUUGAAGCAUGGGUACAUUCCAGGCAAGAACAGGGAUCUCAAGGUGGUCAAGAAGAACAUACUGGACAACAAACCUGCCGCAAACAAGAAAAGUGAUCUCAUAAAUGCUCCAAAGAAAGCAGCUGACGCCUCAAACACUCAAAACGACGCCAAAUUGGAUGAGAUUUUGAAAGAGCUGAAAUCUAUAAAAGACACAAUCACCAACCAAGACGAGCGCAUUUCCAAGCUGGAGCAGCAGAUGGCAAAGAUCGCGGACUGAGCGGAGCGAGCGGUGCUGGCCCCGCCGCCAGCCCAGGCACAUUCCAGUUCCCCAGUUCGGCAAGCAGCAGCGUGCAGCAUUCCAGUACGAGCUUUCCUGUUCUCCUAAAUUCACGUCAACAAGAGCCGAUGAUUUAAAAGCCAAGCUUUUUAGUGAAAGAAAUUUUUUUUUUCCUGAUGUUUUAAUGAAUUUAUGUGACUGUGUCAAGUCAAAAAGAAUAAGUGCUACUUUUACAGUCUUCUUUUUUUUUUUCCUUCCAGAUGUUAUGAAUUCUUGAAAACAAAUCCAUUCUGACUUUCAAUGUUGUGCCCAAAUAUCUUUUUCUAGAUUUAGGGACCAAUGCCACAUUGUUCUUAACCAUUUUUUAAAGUUGCCAAAAAAAAAAAAAAAAGUUGCUUUUUAUUUUUCUUAUUUGCCACUUUGCAGUAUUUGUGUUUUAAAGGGACAGCACCGCGUGUGUGUGCGUGUGUGUGUGCGCGUGGUGGGUGUUUAUACUGUUCAGAGAACAAAACUGAAGCUAUUUUGUAUAAAUCUUUGAUUUCGAACAAUCGGAUCGGUUUCCUUUGCAGCGUGGCCGAGUCUGCUGCCGAGACCCCUCAGAGCGCGUCCAAGCUGCCUUUCCUGCCUCCCUAACCUGUCCCCACCACCGUUGUCCGACAGUUUAAAGAAAAAAAACGUAGUUCUGAAUGAGGUGAUUCGUGCCACAAAAUGCCUCUUCCCCUUUUUACGCCCCGAAGAACUUCUAAACUACCACCACGUUGCCCUUUCAGAACAGCCCCAUGGUUCGGGUUCCUCUAGCCGUGUCCAAACGGACGUUGUUUUACUUGGCGCUUGGGUUUGGUUUUUGUCGUUUUUUUUAAUUUGAGGCAGAAGUUACUUUCGUGCAGGAAAUAAUGUUUUUACGUUUACCCAUGGAGUGCAGAGUUUAAGGUGUGCCGUGGAGACGCGAGCCGUGGGACGGCCGCACCCCGUUCCAGCUGCACGCGGUGCUGCACAUCCUUGGUUCUGCACCACCGUGCUCUUCGGCUCAGUGACUUUUAAGAACCUUUAGAAAUCUGCGAGCUUGCGAUUCUCUGGCCCCUCACGUUAGUGCUGAUGUUAGAAAGUUAGACUCUGCUUCCGAAGCAGCUUUAGCAGUAGGUAGGUGACUUUAUCAUGCCGGUUCUCCGGAAACAAAAUGCCUCUGUUUAUUUUUAUUUUUUUUUAAUAUAAUUUUUGUUUUCCUCUCUCCAUCCUUCCUGCCUCACCCCCCACCACGCUGCAAACCUCUGCAGGAAAUUACUUGUUCCUGGCUCAAAGAUGAGCGACCUCCGUCCCCAGACCCCCUGCACUCCCAGCCUUCGGACUGGAGGGGACUGGGGAGGGGGGGUUCGGUCCCAGUUUGGAGAACUGGUUUCUCACGUGCUCCUUUGAGGCCCUGGGGGAGGAGACCCCGUAAGCGGGCCAGGCUCACGAGCUCCUCCCGGGAUUUCUUCUUGGGUGCCUCAGCUCAGCAACCCUCUGUUCAGGUGGGGUGUCCCCUGCGAGGGGGGGCUGCCUGCGCAGGACCCGUGUCACCCCGGCAAGCAGCGCCGGGCUGGAUUGGUGCUGCCCGUCCCUGCAGUGCCAGGGAGAUGUCAGCAACCCAAAGGCGGGCAAAGACCACGAGCUGUCGGCCGACGAGCUGCAAUCCCCGUCCCAGCCGGGGUCGAUCCCUGCAGCAGCUCACCGCACCCCCGUGUGCGUGCACGUUUGUGCGCUCGGGACCCGCCGCACCAGAGCAGCCUCCCCCCGCCUGGGGCAUCCCCGGCGGCUGCCGCUCAGCCAGGGGGCAUGUCCCUUCCUCCAGGCUGAAGCAAUGAUUUUUUUUUUUUUUUUUGUUAGGUUAGCUAGAAACCCUCAAAGUCUCCAUUUUUUUCCAGUGUUUGCAUGUUCAGAACUUACAGAUCAAGGAUUCUCUGUUCUGGAGGGAUGUCUGCGUGUGUGAAGGUGACACCACGCUGUCGGGACAGCCAGGCGACGUAGCUGGAGAGGCACGAGAACGGGACGCGAAGGGACAGAGGAUGUGUUAUAAUUGCAUAGCAUGAAAGCUUCAUAAAAGUGGGUUUUUUCUUUGUUUUCAGUGGCGAGCACCGCGGGAGGGACGCGCGUCCCCUGUCCUGCAUCUGUGCCCACUGAUGCUGGAUUCACGGUCCAGACGCUCCGGGUUAUUUGAAUGUUUGGUGACGUUUUUGUAUCGCAGUAAAUGGCUGAGAUGAUGUGUAUUAUUUUUUUUUUCAUGGGGUUUGGUUGGGGUUGUUUUUUGGUUUUUUUUUUGGGAAAACAAAACCAAACGUAAUGCUCCCCCAAACGGUGAUGUCUGUGUUGAUUUGUACGUGUGACUUCAGGGCUGUGUGCUUGGGGACCUUUGGUUUUUUUCUAAUUGGAGGGAAGUAAGUUUUCUGAGACGCUGGAUUGAAAUGCCCAGAGAUCGGUGUGUGGUAGACGGUCCGAGGAGGGCGGAGGAAAGGUUUUUAGUUUAUAGCCUGUAUUUUAUUUAAAUGAACUGAUGCCUAGCCAGGCUCAACCGGAGUCAGUGCCUGAAGCUUUUUGUAGCGGUGAUAUCCCAGAAGAGAACCAGCGAAGUCCUGAAAGAUGCGCUCUUAUAGAGCGGCCAUAGUAUCUGUCCAAAUAUUUGCUUCCAUUUUCAAAAGAUAAAAAGUCAUUGAUUAUAAA